Amorphotheca resinae ATCC 22711 is the source of this 1066-nucleotide messenger RNA. RefSeq lists its product as hypothetical. NCBI's taxonomy places the organism in Eukaryota, Fungi, Ascomycota, Leotiomycetes, Helotiales, Amorphothecaceae. The transcript has 3 exons. The coding region runs from base 1 to 1014 and encodes 337 amino acids. Gene Ontology annotation, molecular function: fatty acyl-CoA hydrolase activity. The record is from RefSeq and is a predicted model, not a curated record.
AUGGAGGAUAUUGCCCACUACUCAUAUUUUGUCGUAUCGUUUCCGGAGCGUUCUGUAUCGUUUCAGAUAAUACCUAGAUACCCUCAUAGUCAGCCAUCCUUCUGUCUAAACAAGACACCAACUUUUCUACGCUGCCCAGCUCCCGGGAGAUCAAAAAUGCAGCUCUCCCCAGCGCCAUUCGCGCGGUGCUUGAAGCAGAACCCUAUCCGCGUCUGCAGAUGCUCAUACUCGACCGCGAGUCCGCCGGCGCACUCGCCGCGCUGGCUAUCCGAGACGAAGCAGCGGAUUGGGAAGUGCGUGAUGUUUGGGAUGGAUAAGGAGCAGCUGGGGAGAGCGGGCGUGGUGCUGAGAGCGCUGGGUGAGGAGUGGAGAGAGCUGGUUGCGGGACGGGAGGGCUUCUUGACGGAUAGGAAGAGGGCGGGAUUGCUUCGGCAGAGGGUGGUGUGGGGGGAGAUGGAUUGCAUGGGAAGGGAGGCUGAUAUUAGGGAACAGAGCCAUGUGAACAACGUAACGUAUAACCGCUACGCCGAGUCGGCACGCAUCAACUGGGCUUACAACUAUGCCCUCCAUCAUGACCCGGCGCACAAGGAGCUGUGGUCCCAGCUGUGGACGCCGCGCGGCGACGGCCUCAUCCUGCGCUCUAUCCGCACCGACUACAAGUUCCCCAUGACAUGGCCGGACCGCAUAUCAGUGUUCCACAAGCUGCGGGCGCUGCCGCGGCCCGGCGACCACAGCUUUAUCCUGGACGUGGUGAUCCUCAGCGAGUUGCAGCAGAGGCCGGCGGCGCGGUGCGAGGAGGACAUCGUGGUCUAUGACUACAGGGUUGGGAAGAAGGCGGAGAUCAUGGGGUUUAUGAUGGAUGAGUUUGAGAAGACGUGGAAGGAGCAGGAGGAGAUGAAGGCCAAGGCGGAGAGAAGGAUUGGGGAGUUGGAAGCGGUGGUUAGGGGGCUGGAGAAGGAGACUUGGGAUAAAGAGGGGGCGGUGGAAGAUAUGGGCGCUGCGGCCGGGAGGUAAUCCGGGGAAUAGAGUGAAGAUUGAGAACUUAUAUAUUGUGGAGUGGUAGAUG